Molecule: messenger RNA, 3800 nt
Organism: Neogale vison (American mink)
Lineage: Eukaryota; Metazoa; Chordata; Mammalia; Carnivora; Mustelidae
Gene: SH2D4A
Product: SH2 domain containing 4A
Exons: 11
Coding region: 303-1793 (496 amino acids)
Cellular component (GO): cytoplasm
Molecular function (GO): phosphatase binding
Source: RefSeq, a predicted model, not a curated record
UGGCCCGCCCGCCCCUCCUUCCCCGACAGCUUCUGGCGGCCCAAGUGGACGUGGUGCUGCUUCGGUCCCCCUCGGAGGGGAGCGCAGGGCCCUGCACGGGUUCACGAACAGCGUUGUGAACAGUAUCUUUGGUGCCAGGAACCAAGAGCCAGUUCUCGGAAUUGUCGUCCCAGUCACUAGGAUUGCUGCGAGUCUCUGGGAAGGCCUGUGGGUGCGUCCAGGUGCCAGGCCAGGGGAGGCACACGUGGACAGCAUUUUCAAGAACUUUUGCCACAGGUGUAAAAGACUCCAGGCCUGCAAAGAUGCUGAAACAGAUACUAUCAGAGAUGUACAUAGAUCCCGAUCUGCUGGCAGAGCUCAGCGAAGAACAGAAACAGAUCCUGUUCUUCAAGAUGAGGGAGGAACAGAUCCGCCGAUGGAAAGAAAGAGAAGCAGCAAUGGAAAAAAAGGAGUCCUUGCCAGUGACAUCCAGGCCAAAGAAAGAGAACAGCAAAUCUGUUCACUGGAAACUGGGAGCCGAUAAGGAAGUCUGGGUCUGGGUGAUGGGCGAACACCAUCUUGAUAAACCCUACGAUGUGCUCUGUAAUGAGAUUAUUGCUGAGAGGGCCCAGCUGAAAGCAGAGCGGGAAGCGGAAGAGCUCAGAAAAACCCAGUCCAAAGAAUUCGCCAAUAACUUGAAAAUGAAAUCACAAUAUUAUGAUCUGCAAGCACCAGAUACCCAGGAGACUCAGAAUAUCUGCAAGAAAGCAGCAACAGAAAAGGAAAAACUGGGGAAGGGCUCUAGACCAGCACCACUCCUUGAAGAAGAGAAAAUUCCAUGUCAACAUAGUGGAAAAACUAUAAACUCUGGCACAAGUCAGCUGUGUGAUGCCAGCAAGAUACACAACUCCUCUGCGACUCAGUUUCUUCCUCUGAUAAUUGGGCAUUGUGUUGCCCAUCCAUUAGAGUCACUCUCCAGUUCCUCAAGAAAUAUUCAACAAAUGUUGGCAGAUUCUAUCAAUCGUAUGAAGGCAUAUGGAUUUCACCAGAAGAAAGAGCCUGUGAAGAAAACACAAGAUGAAGAACUAAAACAAAUAGAUGAGGAGAAAGCCAAGCAGAUUUAUAAAAGCUGGAAAGAAGACUCAGAGUGGCAGGCAUCUCUGCGAAAAUCCAAAGCCGCUGAUGAGAAGAGACGCUCUUUGGCUAAACAAGCGCGGGAAGACUAUAAGAGGUUUUCUCUUGCGGCUGAGAAAGGAAGCGGUGAGGGACCACAAAGCCUCCCAGGAGUUCUACAGAAACCAAAAAGACCCCCCCUUCCACCCAAGCCUCACUUCCUAAACCCGGCGGGAUACCCUCCAAAGCCUCUUAGAAACCAGGGAGUGACGAGGACAGCGUCCAACUCUGCCCAGGAGGACAUCAUUCGGUGGUUUAAAGAGGAGCAGCUACCACUGCGAGCAGGCUACCAGACAACCUCAGACACCAUAGCUCCCUGGUUCCACGGGAUCCUGACAUUAAAGAGAGCAAAUGAGCUUCUGAGCACUUGCGAGCCGGGCAGUUUUCUGGUCCGCGUCAGUGAAAGGAUCAAAGGCUAUGCCCUGUCCUAUCUGUCCGAGGAUGGCUGUAAGCAUUUCCUCAUAGAUGCCUCCACGGACUCCUACAGCUUCCUGGGCGUGGACCGGCUGCAGCACGCCACCCUGGCCGCGCUGGUGGACUACCACAAGGUGGAGCCCAUAACCUCCCUGGGGAAGGAGCUCCUCCUCUACCCAUGUGGUCAGCAGGGCGAGCCGCCGGACUACCUGGAGCUCUUCGAGUGACCGCGUGCCCCGUGGUGCCCUGCGCCCUCCAGCUGGGCUUUCCUCUGGGUUAACACUGCUCAAACAGACCUGUGUGUGUGAGGCCAAAGUCAGCCUGCAGCAGAGCCAGCACUGACCAACGGGCAAGUGUCCUUGGAGCCCCGUGGAAAUCUCUCUUCUGUGCAGAUGCUGGAGUUUAACGUUAGGAGAAAACCAACGCUGCAUCAUAUUCACUCCAAAAGUAAAGGGAGAUGAUCCCCAAUUUCAGCAACUACCUAACGUGAAGGAUACAACCUUAAUGAUGUAUAUAAAAUGAACAAAGGAGAAAUGGAAACCUUUUAGGAAUUAAGACAUAACUUCAAAAACCAGUACCUCCCGUGAACUAUUUUAUGACCUCUACAUUCCCUCUUUGCAUCAUUUCGAAAUGUCUCAGGACUGUGUUUAUAUUAAGUUCCAUGUUGGCUUUGGGGAGCUGGCAGAAGAGCCUUCACGGGUAGCCUGCAAACACACUUCAUUUAUCAUGCGUGUUGGAGCCAGGAUGUAAGGAAGAGACAUAGAAAAACAAAAGUUGGGAAUGCAGAUUGAAUGAGGAGUUAAAACUGUAGGAGGAGAGGCUUCACGCGUCACGAAAUACUGCGGACUCUAGGGGAGAGAGCACGUUUUCGAGGCUGGAGAGCGGGGACAGUGCUGGCCUUGUGUACUCUGGCUCCGUCGGGGAGCGCACCGCGAGGUGAAGCCGCGCACACCCGAGGUGCUGUCCAUCAGUGCUCACGCCCCAGCACAGGACACCUGUAAAGGGUCCUACCGGACUCAGAAGCCACCUAACCCCCAUGGGUUCCCACCUAUGCCCACCUUGUUCUGGGGUGGAUGGUGUCGCCAGGAAGACAGGCUGAAGUCCCCAACCCUGGCAACUGCGAAUGUGACCUUAGCUGGGAAUAGGGUCUUUGCCGAUAUGAUCAAGUGAAGAUGAGCUCCUGCUGGAUCAGGCGGACGCUCCUCCAGCAUCUGGCGUCCUUAACAAGGAGAGCGGGAUUGGGAGCCAGAGACCCACAGGGGCGAGGCGGCCGUGGGACCGCAGAGGCAGAGACAGGUGAUGCGGCUUCGAGCCAGGGAAAGCCAAGGCGUGCUGGCCGCCCCCACAAGCCAGGAUCCUCCCUGGAGCCUUAGAGGGGGAUGUGGCUUUGCAGACACCUUGGUUUCGGACCUCGAGCCUCCAGAUCUAUAAGAAUAAAUGUCUAUUGUCUUAAGACACUGAGUUUAUGGUAAUUUGUUACAGCGGCUCUCGGAAACUCACACAGAGGAUCCUUACAGAACCUGAUGGUGCUACAUACCGUGUGUGGCUGCACAGCCGGCCCUCCUGAGAGUAAAGGAAGAGGGGAGAGGAGAGGAAGCUCCCGCCGGCUCGGUUCCGCUCUGGGAUGCAGGUUUGCUCGGUCAGGAAUCCUAUGCCCUCUGCGUCUGCGCCGCCAACUCCCAGCAACUCUCGGACCGGCCCAGCCAGGGGGUCGUCUGUGGGCAGCGCCCCAGGGUGCUAUGACUCAAAAUCGUCUUCUGGGAAGGUGGAGGUUCGCUUGUACCCUGGCCUACUCCCUGCCGCAGCUGACACCUUGUUUUUUCAAAGGAAAAACUUCCUUUCUCAAAGGAAGCAGACAUUGUGGCAGUUUGUUCAUGAGGUUGCUGGUUGUGUAGCCCUCGCGGGCUGUGUAGAACGUUAACAGGAGAAGAGGGCGGUGUGCGUAUGUAUGUGGGAGUGUGUAUGGGUGCGUGUGUGCGCUUUCAUGAGAGAGUUUUUAAACACCUAUCAUGGUGAAGUGAUUCCUGAAAUAUCCUGUGUGUUUCUGUAGUCCAAAAGACACCUAUCAAUGAGACAUUUGUCCAAGAGGACCUGUCUUCAGCUGUCAUUUCUAACUGUGAUUCAACGGCCAUGACAUUUUAGAAUUGCAGAGACCACACAGGACCCACGUCUUCCCACCAUUCCCUCUCUAAGCUUAGGUUUUCACUUCUAAUAAAAAAGGUAUUUUUUUCUAA